Nilaparvata lugens (brown planthopper) is the source of this 1342-nucleotide messenger RNA. RefSeq names its product non-histone protein 10-like. The coding region runs from base 450 to 1187 and encodes 245 amino acids. The transcript has 5 exons. NCBI's taxonomy places the organism in Eukaryota, Metazoa, Arthropoda, Insecta, Hemiptera, Delphacidae. The record is from RefSeq and is a predicted model, not a curated record. Gene Ontology annotation, biological process: apoptotic signaling pathway; positive regulation of apoptotic process; apoptotic process. Gene Ontology annotation, molecular function: transcription cis-regulatory region binding. Gene Ontology annotation, cellular component: Ino80 complex.
UGCAAUAUUUCAAAAACAUGAAAUUACGGUCAACACUUACGACAUAGAAUUAGCAAUUUCGAAAUUGAUGCUUUAAGAAAAAUUGCGUUCAAGUGAGCUCCAAGACGAUUUCAUUGAGUUAGUUUAGUUAUAUUUUUGUUUAGUUAUUGGUUUAAAUUCGAACUUUUUGAUUGAAAACCUCUAUAAUAUUAUUGGAUCGUUCAAAGUUUUUUAUUUUUUUUCAUAUAUCUAUCAUAUUGACGUUGGCACUGUGUGUAACAUAACCUCACAUCUCAGUGAUCUCACAUCUGUCAUUUUUGUUUGUUAAAAUUUGUCUGAGGAUCACAAUUAACUUCACUAAAAUAAAAUAUUUUAUUUCCUCUUUAUCAUUAAUUUUUUCAUGUUUUAUGACCUCAUCAUUUAUGGAAAAUAAUUUAUCUUUGUGAAUAUAAUCAGUCCUAUACCAUAAUAUGAUAUUAGCUAGAUCUGAGUCUUGCUCAGAAGAUUCUGAUGAUGAGGUAAAUGAAAUAGAUGUCCACAGAAGAAAAUAUCAAUUGUUACUUGACCGAUGUGAAGUACUUCAGCAGGACAAUGAAAGGAUUGUAAACCGAAUACAAAAAGUACGCAAGCUUCUCAGACGAACUCGAAAAGAAAGACGAUUCAUCAUGAACCGUCUUGAUCAACACCUUGACAACUGGAGAACCGCGUCCCUACCGCUUGAACUGGAUGAACCAAUUGACCCUCCACUGAAAGGCAUCUCCAGUGAGCGGACAGUUCCAACGACUAAAUUAAACAAGCAGUCGUCAUCGUCGUCGACGUUUGAAAAGGGCGUGUCCACACCAUCGGCUGCCAACUCGUCGAAAAAGUCGAAGGUGGACAGUUUGUCGUCGCAGCAGCAGGCAUCUCCGUCGCCGUCGCCCGUGCCGCCCAAGAAGAGCGGCAAAGUGGCGAGUGAUCCGAACGCACCCAAGCGGCCAGCCAACCCCUUCUUCCAGUACUGCCAGGAGCAGCGCACUGUGCUGCUUGAGUCCAUUCUAAGCAGCGGCCAGAAGGAGCCCACCAAGCAGGAGCUCACCAAGCAGCUGGCCAACAAGUGGAAUUCGCUGUCCACUCCCGACAAAAAGAUAUACUACGACAUGUACAAGAAGUCAAAGGAAAAGUACACUGCUGACAUGGACAUUUACACUAAAAGCAAAGGAAAGCUGUGAUAUCUAUGUAAUAAUUCAGUACUAUUUUUAUAUCUCAAUAUAAUAUUCGAACGUGUACAAGACUAUUUGUAUACAGCUUGUAAAUAUUCCCCUUGAAUUAAUUGUUUGUAUUGAUUAGAUAAUUAUGAGGAAUUUCUAUAAAACUUUACAAUGUA